AAAUAUGCUCUCACAACAACCAACAAAGUUCUUGAUGUUUACAAUCUGAAUGGAGUAACUAGAUAUGAUAUUAGAUGUUCCUAUCAGAAAACUGUUGAUGCCAGCUCUAUCUCCAUCAAGGCACACUCCAACCAUCAUCACUUCAUCAUCAACUCAUUUCACAGACAUGCCCACAACUGCCAUUGUCAGCUUUGGUUCCAUCCUUUAUAUCAACAUGGCCUUGGCCUCAAGGACCUUGAAAUGUGUGAGCACAUAUUCUCUGCAUCAAAUGCUGUAGCUCCUGUUAUCCAUCAUGCAUCUUAUUUUCACUGGCUUCAGUUUAUCAACCUUCACUUUCAGCAGUGGGAUUCUGAUAGGUACCUGGAACUAAGUAUGUUUUUUUACAACAACUAUAAGCAAGCACUUGCCAUCAUCAAUGACCUAAGCCCUGCUGUCCAGGAACUAAAGCUAGCACUAAAUAUCUUGGAUGGAGACUUCAAGUGCUGGAAUAUGGAGGAGUUGGAAUUUCUGGAGACCCUGACAGAGGAAUCAGAGGAGGACAUUGAGGUGCACCAAACACAUACCAAUGCCUUUCUUGAUACUUGA
Molecule: messenger RNA, 585 nt
Organism: Suillus subaureus
Lineage: Eukaryota; Fungi; Basidiomycota; Agaricomycetes; Boletales; Suillaceae
Exons: 2
Source: RefSeq, a predicted model, not a curated record